UUCCGCUACAUUCCGUACUUCCGUAUUUCCGUAUACUGUGACGACCGUGACGACUGUGAACCUGUGACUGUCAUUUGUCAAUUGCGGUCAGUAGGGCCGGUAGUGAACGUAGUGUAGUGAAGGUUUUGAACGUUUUGAAGGGUUAGUACUCGUAGGGCCUGUAGGACUCCUAGUAUUCAAGGUACCUAAGUUUGAUAUGUUGGUGAUGGAUGUUACAUAAAGUUUAUAGUUUUAUAUUUGUCGUACCUUGGCUGCGAAAGUUUCCAAUCUUGUUUCAAGCUUUUGUAGUGGAUUUUAAGGUCCCCGAAUUUUGAAGGAGAAGCGAGUUGUUUCGACCAAUUUGAUUUCAAUUCGAGGAGGUCAGGUGGUAUCUGAUUGGCUUUGCGUGAAUAGAUGUGCUGCAGGAGAAGAGCCUGCCAUGAAAAUAAAUGAGAAGAACCUUGCUGCGUUUGCCUCUUCGGCAACACCAGUGGACAGAGAAGGCUGGCUUGUAAAGCGGAGUGAAGUAAACAAAGGAUAUCAGAAAAGGUGGUUUGUGUUGAAGGGCAAUCUUCUGUUUUACUUUGAGAAACGUGGAGAUAAGGAGCCCGUGGGUGUGAUAGUGCUAGAAGGUUGUACCAUUGAACUGGCUGAAGAUGAAGAACAAUUUGGAUUCAAAAUUGUAUUUCAUGGGACAGGUAAUCGCAGUUAUACCCUUGGGGCAGAGUCCCAAGAAAGCAUGGAACAAUGGAUGAAAGCUCUUGCAUGUGCAAGUUAUGAUUACAUGAAGCUCAUGGUAGCCGAACUUCAGAGACAGCUCGAUGAAAUGGAAGAAUGUGAAGCAGCAACCAUGAGGCAGAAUCAAGCUAUACAUAUUAAUUCCACCACUUUAUCUCAGAACUCUGAGUCUACAGAAAUGAGAUCUGGAAAUUCACCCAUGCCUCCACCACGCCAGAGGCAUAACCCAUUCAACAGGGUACAACAGAUAGGUAGUUUGGAUGGCCAAAUGCUGUCUGGUGGACCUCAUUGCCGUUCUCACAGAUAUAGCUCUGUUCCUGGCAGGCCUGAUGGAACCUCAAGGCUGAUGGAAAACAUUCCACGGACCAAAGUGACAUUCAGGGAAUUACACACUGCGUAUGGGAGACGCGUUCUAAGUGACUUCAAUGCCUGGAGACAUGCAAAGAGACAAGAACAGGAUAGAAAGCAGGGAUCUGGGUUGACACAGGAAUUAUUGAUAACUUUGUGAAACAUAGAGAGAGUGAUGAGUUUAGAUGUUGAAUAUAAGGUUACCAGAUUAA
Molecule: messenger RNA, 1277 nt
Organism: Cryptotermes secundus
Lineage: Eukaryota; Metazoa; Arthropoda; Insecta; Blattodea; Kalotermitidae
Product: sesquipedalian-1
Exons: 4
Coding region: 419-1225 (268 amino acids)
Biological process (GO): receptor recycling; endosome organization; retrograde transport, endosome to Golgi
Cellular component (GO): recycling endosome; trans-Golgi network; early endosome
Source: RefSeq, a predicted model, not a curated record